AUGGGCGGAGGAAGGCGGUUUCCAUCAGCGGUCAACCAGGAGCAAGCGGACGGUUCAGUCGUGACACUUCCUAUUCAUCUGGAAGCGUUUGAAAAUUUCAUCCAAUUAUGUGUAGCCGUGAAUGUAGUGGAAGUGAUGUGGGGGAGUAAUUUUCCUCUGGGUGCAGUGACUGUUGAAAACGGUGUUAUCAGGUUGUUCAGAGACUGGCUAAGGAACCAUGCGAAGCAUUCCGGUCAAUCUUUUGGGUCCUCUCCAGGGUCGGAAGAAUCCGAUAAUACUGCCUAUUCGUCGACCAGUGAGGUUCCCUAUCAGAUGGUUUGGGUGGGUCAAAACAAGAACGUUGGUCUUAAGGUGCGGGUUAAGGAGAAGAAUCCAAUGGACGAAUCUGGGAACUGGGCUUGGGGUGGACCAGUUCUUUCUUAUCGUGAGGAGGAGCAAUCUGCUAGCUAUGAAUUGACUAUAGAAGAAUUACAUGUCCGAACUACUCGUCUCUUUAUGACACUGGAGAAGUCAUUGAAGCACAGUUUCCCCAAAGUUGUGAACUUCACACGGAGCCGCGGAUAG
Messenger RNA from Aspergillus bombycis, 564 nucleotides. RefSeq names its product F-box domain protein. Lineage: Eukaryota; Fungi; Ascomycota; Eurotiomycetes; Eurotiales; Aspergillaceae. The record is from RefSeq and is a predicted model, not a curated record. Bases 1 to 564 code for a protein of 187 amino acids. The transcript is spliced from 3 exons.